CUCUCCUCCUUUUUAUUAUUUUAUUUUGCUCCACAUACACACACACACACACACUCUCUCUUUUUUUGAUUAAGCAGCAGUAAUAGAUGAUGCAUUAUCGACAGCAGCAGCAACAACAACAACAACAACAACAGCAGCAGUACAGCAGAAGACAGACCCCGCCCUUGGUUCCACCUACGCCAACAGGCAGCAUAUGUACGACAACGACAAGCAGUAGUAGUAGCAGCAGCGCCACAUCCUCGUUCUCUGGUAGCUUGAGUUAUCCGAGCUCACCAUUUGUCGAAUGGGAGGAGGAACAGAGAAAGCAGCUGGCUCAUGCUCAUACAGUGUUAACGCAAAAAGAAUACGAGAAUGCACAACUUAAGCAAGCGUUAUCAGAUUGGAGAACCAAAGCUCGAAAAUGGAAUGAAGCACAAGAGAAACUGGAAGAACGGAUUCGUCAUAUGGUGGCCGAGAAAGAGGCUCUGAGUAAGGCUUACGCCAAAAAAUGUAACGACGAUGCAGCAACAAUCUUGGUACUUUCUCAAGAGCUUGAGGCCCUCAAGAAAAGCAAAGUGGAUUCUCACCAGCAGCGACCACUUCCAACAAUGUCAGCAGAUGAUGGCAAUGAGGGCGAAGAAAUGGAGGAUGCAGGGGAUCCGUGCGCCACUGCAGAAGAAACGUACAAAAAAGCCGCAUCGCAAGCGGUAUACGGGAGAAAGAAAGCGAAUAACCUGAUUGUCGGGAUAAACGAUAUGGUUCAAGCUAUCGAAGAAGAAUUGAGCUACUUACAGUCUCACGGUGUAAUCGACAAAUCCGAUGAUAACAACAAUGACGAUAAGCAGGAGGCGGAGGCAGACAAAGCCGUAACAGCCAGAUGUCGAGACACAGACGCGUCCGUAAAAGGGGAUCCAGAAAAAGAAACACCCAAGGCCGAAAAGCCGACAUGUUGUACAGCUAAUGUGCAACAUCACAUGGAUGGCAAUUCUCCGUCCGCCACUGCAGCAACAAGGACGGUGGCACAGAGGAUGGUUUGCUCUGCUGGUGAUGAGGAUGAUAUAGCCUCAACACCGAUAUAUGCGCAAGAUCCCCUGCAACUGGCACCAGCCUAUGAGUACGACACUGCUCAGCCUCAGAAAAGAGUUUUUCGGCCACGGUCCCAGACUAUGGACACCAUCGUCAAGAAGGCUAGCAUGUUUUUGCGUUCGAGUAAUAGUGGCACUAAUAAUAGCAGCAGUAACAACGGUAAACGGGGUAAUGGGUUCGUCAGCAGCAGCAGCAGCAAGACCAGAAAGCCCAGACCACAGUCUACUGUGGAUGUACCGAAAAGGGAUGCUUCGUCCUUCACAUCUGUUGAUAACACCUCCAUUACAACGACGACGACACAGCAGCCGAAUUCAGCAAUCGUGCCUUAUAAUAGCAAAGAUGGCCCUCCGAAGACCGGGACAGGAACCAGACGGCAACUAUUCCAUCGUCUCAGCACACAAGCUCUAUCGUCGUAUUAUCAAUCGACGCCUUUGUUCAAGACAGCAACAUCAUCGAAUUCGAAGAGUACCACACAUGCCCCAAAAGAGGCGACAACAACAACAACAACAGGCGUGACCUUGCGUCAAGCCAUUGCCGCUGCGGAAAGUGCUCGUCAGCAAAAGCAGGAGCAACAGCGACAGCAGCCCCAACAGCAGCAAUAUUACCAACGACAUAACAGUACGUCCAACUCUUUGUCAUCGCCCUCACUUUCUUCGGGGUCAGCACAUAGUACCACCAGUACCGUCAGUAGCAAUGGUAGUAUGGGUGGCUCUGAAGACCGCCAUGAAAAUAGUGGUAUUGAUGCCCAUGACAAAACGAUAUCAUUGCCACCUAAUCAUCCGCAACAACAAGUGAAUACAGCCACCAGUACCUUGAUGCAUCAUUAUCGAAAACAGCAGCAAAAGCUGCAGGGAGCAGUGGCUGAUGCAUCAUCACGUAUAGAUGAUGACUCUGUCAUUGAGCAACCGACGAAUCAUCACCAUCUUCCUCUAGACAACCACCAGCAGCAGCAACAGCAGCAACAGAAACAACGGAAAAGAAGAAGCGCCAUGCUAUCAACAUGCUCGUCCCCUUUGUCCGGUGGUAGCGUAUACUCUUUACACUCAGCAGCAAGAACAGCGUCGUCAAUAUUAGCUGGAGAUUUGUCAAAGCCAAGUCAACUCGAGCACUGGAAAAUAAGCAGUCGACGAUAAAUAAUAGUAACUCAUUUAAACUUAUAGAUAUCUUUAUUACUGUAACCAUGUAAUCCCCCCCCCCACUCGCCGAGAAUCCACAUUCUGGUCCUCAUUAAUUUAAAUUAAAAAAACAAAUCAUAAUCGUUAUUAUUACACUUCAAAUACAGCAAUAUCUG
Zychaea mexicana is the source of this 2356-nucleotide messenger RNA. RefSeq lists its product as uncharacterized. The transcript is spliced from 5 exons. NCBI's taxonomy places the organism in Eukaryota, Fungi, Mucoromycota, Mucoromycetes, Mucorales, Lichtheimiaceae. Bases 87 to 2198 code for a protein of 703 amino acids. The record is from RefSeq and is a predicted model, not a curated record.